Molecule: messenger RNA, 954 nt
Organism: Salvia miltiorrhiza (redroot sage)
Lineage: Eukaryota; Viridiplantae; Streptophyta; Magnoliopsida; Lamiales; Lamiaceae
Exons: 1
Coding region: 1-954 (317 amino acids)
Source: RefSeq, a predicted model, not a curated record
AUGGGGGGAAGCAUGAAGGGUGCUCAUGGCCACAUGCACAGCAGCAACAGCAGAAGGAAAUGGAGCAGCUCAUACGUAGUGAUGGCGAUUGUGUGUUGUGUUUUUGGAUGUGGAAUGCUAGGCCUCAUGGGAAUUCACAGGCUCAGAGAGAGGCGAUCUCACAAUCUCCUAAUCAAACAAAGAGAUGAUCAAAUCCUCUCCCUUCAUCUCCUCUUGCAGAAAGAGAGGGAGCGCGUGGUGGAGGCGAAGAGGAAGGCGGAGGCGAUGAAGACGAAGAUGGCGAGCCUCGGGUCUCAGAAGGCGGAGCUCGGCGCCAAGAUGUCGGAGAUGCAGUCGACGAUCUCCUCUCUCCGAGAAGAGCAGAGGGCGGUCGAGUCCGCCUUCCAAGAGAAGCAGAGCGAGGUGAAUUUGCUGCGAGAGAAGUACGCCGCGGAUCUCCGGCAGAGGGAAGGCGAGAUCGAGGGUUUGAAGCUUCGUCUGCAGCUGCGCAGCGCUGAGGUUGGACCAAACGCAACAAUGGUGGAGGCGAAAGCAACAGAGAGCACGACCACGACCAGCUCGGAAAAUGAGGAGGUUGAACCGAGGAGCAUGAAAGAACACGAGCACGAGAAGGCCGCGGAUGAUGAGGGGAGCCCUCGUAGGUUUAGAGGGAAACACGGCUACCUGAGGCGGUCGAAGGGGAGGAGAUGGAUCGGUAAGCAAACGCAAGGAAAGAGGACUUAUCCGAGUGAUCGAGGAGCUUCAACAAUGGCGGAUAAUGCUCUCAGAAACUCGAGCUCAGCAACGAAGAUGGAUGGCGAUGGCGUGCAGAAGGAGCAGACGGGAGAAGAGACGAGCAUCGCGAAACCUGCAGAGGAGAAGAACGAAAACCAGCAACAUACUGCUGAAAGAAAUGGUGAAGAACAAGAUGGAGAUGCUGAGGAAAGUGAAGAAACAAAUGAGCCAGAAUUUUAG